Messenger RNA from Leptinotarsa decemlineata (Colorado potato beetle), 542 nucleotides. Its product is annotated as chromodomain-helicase-DNA-binding protein 1-like. The record is from RefSeq and is a predicted model, not a curated record. Lineage: Eukaryota; Metazoa; Arthropoda; Insecta; Coleoptera; Chrysomelidae.
GAAAAAAGGAAAAAAGACUUCGGGUCCCAUGCACUUUUCAACUAAUGAAACGAUUGCAUUGAAUGUCUUGGGAGAUUUAGAGCCUGCGAUAUUUAACGAAUGUAAAGAAAAAAUGAGACCAGUUAAGAAAGCCCUAAAAGCCUUGGACAAUCCCGACGAGUCCCUUUCUACUUCCGAAAGAGUGCAGCAUACAAGAGAUUGCCUUUUGCAAAUUGGAGAACAGAUCAAUACGUGCCUAAGCCAGUUCACUGAUCCCGAGAAAACUAAGGAGUGGAGAAGUAAUUUGUGGUAUUUUGUCUCAAAGUUCACAGAAUACGAUGCCAGGAAGUUGUAUAAGUUAUACAAAAAGGCUUGCAAAAAGUCUGAAAAGUCUGAGAAAGCUGAGAAGAAGGGAAAAAAAGAAAGACAUGAUGGUCCUUCCACAAGUAAGGACAAGAUAAAAAGCCAGUCAGCAGAAGCAAAGGAACACAAAAGGAAACAUGAAAGUGACGCCGAAAAAGAUGAUACGAGUGUUUCUAAGAAGCAUCAAUCUGAUAAGUAAG